UAUCUAGUCAACAUAAAACAAAACACUCUACGGAUUUAUCCACCCACGUUUCACUUACUCCGUUUUCUCCCUGCCUGGGAAGACAUGAGCGAUACAUCCUCGGCCACAACAAGUAAACGUGACUGGGAUAAAGACGCACUGAAGAAGGACACGGAGAGACACAGAAAAAUAAGGAACACAAAAUAUGACCUAGAGUACGAUAACCUUUCCCCGGCAGCGAGAAGACAACACAGGUGAGGGUAAGAGGACCGCGCGGCCAGACGUCAGUGUGUUACAAGCCGGCGUUUGGGGUGCUCGUCGCCGCUCCUCCAGCCAUGAACUGUCACUGAGGCUCUUUGCAAAUUGGAACCAAGAGGGGAUUUUUUUUUUUUAACUUGAAAGGAUUAAGAACUCUAAGCCUAUAAGGACUGUGGCUGAAAUACUAACAUUUUUUUCUAUAUAGGCCUCAUUCCACUAAUAUUUUUGUACUAACUUCCCUUCAAUUGCAUUAAAGAUCACGAAGGUUUCUGAAGGAAGGAAGGAAGGAAAGAAGGAAGGAAAGAAGAAAGGAAGGAAGGAAGGAAGGAAGGAUUGAACGAACGAAGGAACUUAGAAACGAACGAACGGACGAACGAACGAAAAGAAAGGAAAGAAGAUAUUGAAAAAAGGAAAAGGAAGAAAGAAAGGAAGGUUAGAAAAAUAAAUAAAUAAAGAAGAAAUACAGGAUAAAAUAUAAAUGAAAAGAAGGAAAAGAGACGGAAAAUAAGUUACGAUACUGAUAAAAGAAAGAAAGAAAGAAGGAAAGAAAGAAAGAAAGAAAGAAAAACAAAGAAAACAAGAAAGCAUUACCAAGAGAAACAAAUGAAAGAAGUUAGAAAUGACAGAAAGUAAAAAUUGAGAGAGAAAAAGAGAAACAGAAAAAAGAGAAGAGAGAGAGAAAGAAGAAGAAAAAAAAACUACAAUUUUAAACAACAAUCCCACUUAUUAUUACCACAAUCAUCCACUCACCACCACCACCACCACCACCACCACCGACAACAACAACAACAACAAUUUAAUCCCCUUCUACCACAGUCAUUACCACAACUAGUCAUACCUACCACUAUUCCUACUAACUACCACAAUUUCUUCCUAACCACAAUCAUUACCACUACCUUCAUUAAUCUCCUAAGAUAACAAUAAAAACUACCACUAUUUCUACCAUUUAAACUCCAAUAUUGUAACUACCACUAUCACAACUACCACUACUACUAUCACAACAACCACAAUUAUUAACAUUUUCAACCACAAUCUCAGUCUCCUACCACCAUUUUGACAGGCAAUAACUACCACCACCAGAACUACUACCAGAAUUACUAUCACUAUAAUGUUUGUUUACCACCAAUAUCUGCUUGUUGAAUUUGUGUGGUUCAUGCAAAGAUUUUUUCAAUUCCAGUCAGUCUUUCAGUGAGCAUUCCCAUUCCCAUUCCUAGAAAUAACAAGCCACGAUUCGAGUUUCAAUUCCAGUUCAGAUUCCAGGUUUCGUAAUUUUAGUUAAGAGAAAAUAUAUAUUCGCCUUUUUUAUUUAUUUAUUUAUUUAUUUAUUUUAAGUUAUUUGGGAUUUUAAUUAAUUUAUUCACUCAUUCAUUGAUCAACUAACUCAUUCACUCAUUCACUCAUUCACUCACUCAUUCACUCGCUUUUUUAUCGGACAUUCAGUAACUAACAAGUGAUAAGUGGCAAUAUUGUGGAUUGAUUUGUUGAAGUUUAUCCACCUUUCCACUUCCACCUUACCCCAUCCACUCAUUAUCCACAUAUUUCCCACUCCUGUACACUCCACAUAGCUCCAGCAACACUCCACUCACCCCCACGUACCCAAACUCACUCCUCUACUGCUUCCACAUUGAUCCACCAUUUCUGAACCAUCCACACCCCUUCCACAUAUCCACACACACUACUCCACACCUCUAACUCACUCCACUCUUUCUAAAACCACAUACAUCAACUAGAACAGCCUUUAAACCACUUGAUUCUUCACCCACCCAAAUCCACUCCACUCCUACACCACUAGAAGCUUUAAACUAGAUUCUCCACUUAACACUUCCUCCACAUAUACUUCAGUAACUCCAAAAAUCCACCAAGGAAGAAUAACAAGAAUAAAUAUCAAGAUCCACUUCUUCCUUCAUCUCCUCCACCAUGUCCCGGCUGGCCAGUAUCCGCCUUACGUCCACAGAGAGUGACUCCACCUCCCUAAGUGGGUGUCUCUACUCCUCCACCUCGCAGGAGUAUGUGGAUUCUGAUAUCACCAUGUCUCCACUCAGCCCUAAAAGUCCCAUGAGCCCCAGAUCCUCUCGUGGCUCCAGGCCCUGCUCUCCACUAGCCAGCCCAGUACGAGGCCGCGGCGGUAACCUGGCGUACCUGGCGUCGAGGAGGUCAUCCAGGGACAGCGAGGCGGGGGAUGUGGCGCCCUUGAACUGUGCCAGAUACAAACAUAGGAGGCCGUCAAAUUUCCUUGAGCUUCCUACCCCCGACCACUUCAGGCCCCGCGUCAGUUCCCUCCCUGAAAAACCGUACAACCCGAGGGAUGCCGAGGAGAUAUACCGCCUGCGCUCCUUCUCCAUCACCUCCAAGGGAAUAAUCAACAGGGGGGACUCUAUCAUCUCCAAGCGCUCCCGGUCCAACACCUCAGUCUGCUCCACCACCUCCAGUGUGUGUGGUGAGGGAUGGAGCCGCCGUUCGAGCUGUGUCUCCACCACCAUCACCGCUGUCUCCCCCCUCCUCCUCCCAUGUGUUAGCGAGGAGACAAGACGCCAAUCCAUCGGGGGAGAGCCUUCGCUGCCGUCCCGCCCCUCCCCAAGGAGACAGCAAUCAGCGCCCGUUGCUACUCACAGUGAAGGUGAAGGCAGAAGGCUCUCCGCAAGCAAUCUCAGUGUACAUACCUUAACAAGCAGACCAUCAAGUAGGAGUGGAAGAAGCGGCGAGCGGUCACCCUUUGAAGGAUCCUGCUGUGGUUCAUCCUACGUAUCCUCAGAGUCCUCCCUGGAAGUGGCUAAAUACAGGGUUGUGCUUCUGGGGGAGACUGGCGUGGGCAAGUCUUCCCUCGUCAACCAGUUCAUGACAUCUGAGUACAUCAACACCUAUGACGCGUCUCUAGAUGACGAGUUUGGAGAGAAGAGUGUGUCAGUUUUGCUGGAUGGUGAAGAGAGUGAGGUCAUCUUUAUCGACCAUCCAGCCCACGAGAUGUCUGUGGAGAACUGCCUGUCGACUUAUGAUCCCCACGCCUGCAUUAUCGUGUACUCCAUCACGGACAAGGGGUCAUUCAAGAAGGGCGAGGACAUCAUCACGUACCUCUGGCGGGAGAACUACACGAAAGAGAAAGCCGUCAUACUGGUGGGGAACAAGGUGGACCUGGCGCGCUCUAGACUGGUGAACACGACAGAGGGCAAAUCACUGGCAAGGAACCACGACUGCAAAUUCAUAGAGACAUCUAGCGGCAUCCAACACAACGUGGACGAGCUGCUGGUGGGCGUGGUGAAGCAGGUGCGGCUGAGGCUGGCGGCGCAGAGGAAGAGGCUCAAGCGGGUGUCCACUUCCAAGACCUCCCUGAGCCUCCACGCCGCCAAGGACCUGCUGAAUAAAAUGUGUCUCUUGGAUAACAAGUCGAAAUCAUGUGAGAAUCUGCAUGUGCUUUAGACUGGCAGGGUCUACUGCUACUACUACUAUUACUACUACUACUACUGUUACUAUUACUACUGCUAUUUUUAGUGUAAGACGGUAACUGGCUAAGGGCAACAAAAAAAAAAAAAAAAAAGGCAAAAAAACACAUUAAAUAAAAGGCCCACCGAGGUGCUAGUUAUAAAAGAAAUGGCAAAAGUGUUAUUUAAAGUUUGAGGAAGCGUCUUGAAGGCUUCCCUCGUGAAACGGUUCAGCUCACAGCAAGGGGGAGUACAGGAGCAGGCAGGGAGUUACAGAGUUUACCAGAGAAAGGGAAGAGGAAAUACAGAAGGAGGCAGGGAGUUCCAGAGCUUACUAGGGAAAGAGAAGAGGAAAUACAGAAGCAGGCAGGGAGUUCCAGAGUUCACCAGAAGGAGGAAUAAGAAAAUAAAGAAGGAGGCAGGGAGUUCCAGAGUUUACCAGAGAAAGAGAAGAGGAAAUACAGAAGCAGGCAGGGAGUUCCAGAGUUCACCAGAAGGAGGAAUAAGAAAAUAAAGAAGGAGGCAGGGAGUUCCAGAGUUUACCAGAGAAAGGAAAGAGGAAAUACAGAAGCAGGCAGGGAAUUUGAGGAUUUAACAGAGAAAGGGAUAUAAGACUGAGAACAUUAGUUAACUCCUGAAUAACAUGGACUGAAUAAGGGUGAAAGUAAAAAGUCCUGUGUUGGUAAUACUCCUCCUGCUGUUACUGGGGAGUGUCACGCAGCCCUGUGGUGAGUGGAAGCAGUGGAGGGUGAGGGGAAACUCUGAAGAAAGAUGUGGUUUCGACUGAUUCUCUCGCGUGUGGGUGUCCAACUGGUGAUCUGCAGUGAUGAGUGCUGUACUUUACCGGUGAGCUAUUUGUUCUUGUUACUGGUGUUUUUGUUACUACUACUACUACUACUACUACUACUACUACUACUACUACUACUACUGCUACUACUGAUUGCGAUGGUUUGCAGGUUAUAAUGAUUUAAUGAUGAUAGUUAUAGUGAUGAUGAUGAGUAGCAGGAGAGAAAGUGGACAAUGAUGAUGAUGAUGAUGAUGAUGAUGAUGAUGAUGAUGAUGAUGAUGACAAUAAUAAUAAUAAUAAUAAUAAUAAUAAUAAUAAUAAUAAUAAUAAUAAUAGAAAAGAUAAGAAAAGAUAAGUUAGUUUUUCAAUAUAUCUGAAAAGUUACGUUAGAAGAAGAAGAAGAAGAAGAAGAAGAAGAAGAAGAAGAAGAAGAAGAAGAAGAAGAAGAA
Scylla paramamosain (green mud crab) is the source of this 4889-nucleotide messenger RNA. RefSeq names its product GTP-binding protein REM 1-like (gene Rgk2). Gene Ontology annotation, cellular component: plasma membrane. The transcript has 14 exons. NCBI's taxonomy places the organism in Eukaryota, Metazoa, Arthropoda, Malacostraca, Decapoda, Portunidae. The record is from RefSeq and is a predicted model, not a curated record. The coding region runs from base 2155 to 3651 and encodes 498 amino acids. Gene Ontology annotation, molecular function: GTPase activity; GTP binding; calcium channel regulator activity.